Cheilinus undulatus (humphead wrasse) is the source of this 4165-nucleotide messenger RNA. Its product is annotated as toll-like receptor 13. Gene Ontology annotation, biological process: toll-like receptor signaling pathway; immune response. The transcript has 4 exons. Lineage: Eukaryota; Metazoa; Chordata; Actinopteri; Labriformes; Labridae. Gene Ontology annotation, molecular function: transmembrane signaling receptor activity; protein binding. Gene Ontology annotation, cellular component: membrane. The record is from RefSeq and is a predicted model, not a curated record.
GCAGAGACAUGAAGACUUCAUUUAGAGCUAUGUGAAGCCAAGAUGAUCAUUUAGGUCUCCACAUCAGAUUAACUCAACAAACUCACCAGUCAUAGACCUGAACAUCAGAGAGUCAACCAUGGAGAGUCCUUCUUCAAACUCAGUCCAAAGACUUCUCGUCUUCCUUCUGUGUCUCCAGCUUCUUCAUCACCCUUCACUGGCUUACUCCCUGAAAAACUGCACCUUUGAUUUUACUUUGCAUGGCUUGGCUGAAGUUCAUCUGGACUGCUCUUUCCGUAAACUUGUCUCUGUCCCUGAUGACAUCCCUAAAGAUGCAUACUGGGUAAAACUCUUAAACAAUCAGAUCAAACAGAUCAAAAGAGAUGAUUUUGGGAAUUUCACACAGUUACGUGUUCUGAACCUGCAUAAGAAUUUGAUUUCUCAUGUAGAUGGUGGAUCCUUCAUCGAUUUGGUGUCAUUGACAGUACUCCACAUGGGGUUUAAUAAUCUCACACAUCUGACGAGUAACAUCUUUCAGGGACUGUCAAACCUCACUUUGUUGGACCUCCAUGAAAACAGCAUUACUUUUAUUCAUGGCUUGGCCUUUCACUUCCUGACCAGCUUACAAACUGUCAUCCUAGACUCCAACAAGUUACAAAAGGUUUCCGACAUACAGCCAAUUCUAAUUCUACCACACAUACAUAAACUGAGCAUCGCAGAGAAUCUGUUCUCCACCUUUGAGUCUAAAGAUCUGAAUCUGAAUGGGUCGUCAAGCCUGAGAGAGUUAGAUGUUGAAGGUAAUGCCCUCAGCAGAUUCAGCAUCACAACACCUAUCUUCCCUCAUCUUCACACGAUAAACCUUGACUGAUGUGUUAAAAUUACUCAAUUUAAAUGGGACAUCCCUGAUAAGUCUUUCCUGAGGAACAUAACUCAACUGGAUUUCAGUCACUCAGAUGCUUUUGUAGAAAUCCAAAUAGUCCUGCAGAGUCUCGACUCACUACGACAAUUUAAACUUCAUUUUAUGAAGGGAUUGAUCAACAAAGAACUGUUGGCCUCUAUCUGCAGAGUACCAACACUUCAGAUCCUGGAUCUGUCUUACAAUGAUGAUGCAAACUUCAGUGCCAAACUUGGAGUUUGCUGUCAACUCAAGGAACUUUACUUGAGUAGUACUGGUAUGUCUAACAUGCCAAAAGGCGCAAUAGAAAUGAUGAAGCAACUAAGGUCAUUAGAUCUACACCUUAAUUUUCUCACCAAGGUGCCAGAGGACAUCAGAAGCCUCUCCUCCCUCAGGGUCCUCAGACUUGAUUUCAACCGAAUCUCUGAGUUGAGCUGUGAGGAUUUUGAAAACACAUCCAGCCUCAGGGAGCUUUACAUGUUUAAAAACCGCAUUGCCAAACUGGACAGGUGUCCCUUCCAACAUCUCAACAGCCUCAGGGUUUUAGAUUUGAGUUAUAAUCUGCUGUUGACAUUUGGAGACACCUUCAAAUUUAGCCUGAAGAACCUUCAGACAUUGAAUUUGAGAAAUCACUUUGUAAUUCGCUUUAAAAGGGGUGAGUUUGAGAGUUUAGGGUCCCUUAAACAGAUGGAUUUGAAAUCUAAUGACAUUUUAGGGGUAGACCUUGGAGCAUUUGAUGGUUUGUACAACCUGACAAGUCUAACUGUAUCACUUCCAAAUUUUUUUAGAAGUAACUUCCAGGCUUUACAUCAAAUAAAGGAUCUAACAAUCACUUUCCCUUUAACAUCGGUUUUAAAAAGUCACCAUGAAAACCUCAAGAGUUCUCUCUUUAAUUUAACAUCACUGAAAAAGCUGAACAUGGUGUUCUAUGAUAAUCACCAUGGAUUCACCAUUCCAACUCACAUAGAGAUAAUCAAAUCUGCAAGACUUGUAGAGGAAUUAACAGCUGAGAACAUUUUCUUUUCAACACCAAGUCCAGACACAUUCCAGUCUUAUUCUCAGCUGAGAAGUUUGAGAAUCACACAGUCUGACUUGUCUGAUUUGGGUCCUGAACUGUUCUGGCCAAUCCCACACCUGCAGACACUGGAUCUAUCUAACACUAAACUAAAGUCUCUGGAUUUUUUGGCCCAGGCCAACCUGUCUGCACUCAAAUACUUGUUUCUCAGGGACACUGGUAUAACAGCGAUCGAUGAUGACAUCUUCCAGUCCCUCCCAGCUCUUCUUUAUGUGGACCUGAGGAAAACCCUUUUGGCCUGUGACUGCUCCAAUGCUGGCUUCAUCCAGUGGGUGAAGAGCAACAACCAAACUCUGGUAGAUGGCGCCCAUGACUACAUCUGUUCCUCUCCUCUGAUCAAACAGGGAACCAAGGUGUUGGACUUUGAUGUCCAGUCCUGUUGGAUGGACGUUGGCUUCCUCUGCUAUAUCUCCAGCUCUUGUCUGGUGGUGUUAACUCUCCUCACCUCUUUCAUCUACCACUUCCUGAGGUGGCAGAUGGUCUAUGCCUUCCUCCUCUUCCAGGCCUUCUUUUAUGACAGCAGGAAGAGGAGGAGAGGAGCCCCUCACCUCUACGAUGCCUUCAUCUCCUACAAUGUUGAGGAUGAGGCCUGGGUCUACAGAGAGAUGCUUCCAGUGCUGGAGGGAGAGCAGGGCUGGAGACUGUGUCUGCACCACAGAGACUUCCAACCAGGUAAACCUAUCAUAGAGAACAUCACAGACGCCAUCUACAGCAGCAGGAAGACCAUCUGUGUGAUCAGCUGGAGCUACCUGCGGAGCGAGUGGUGCUCCAGAGAGAUCCAGAUGGCCAGUUUCCGUCUGUUUGAUGAGAAGAAGGACGUGUUGAUCCUGCUGUUUCUGGAGGAGAUGCCCUCUCAUCAGCUGUCUCCGUACUACCGUAUGAGGAAGCUGGUGAAGAAACGCACCUACCUGAGCUGGCCACAGGCUGGACAACACAAGGGAGUCUUCUGGCAGAACGUCCGGAGGGCUCUGGAGACGGGAGAGUCCACCAGAGACAAUGUGAAUCUUCUGACUGGACCAGAGGGAUUCCUGAACAUUCCUGAACCUGUGAGCUGAAAUACAGGAGAAUCUAAGAGAUGCUAAUGGAGACUUUUAAUCCGAAAGGAUCAGACAAUGACAAUAAAGACCAGACAUCUGAUUCCACUGAAGAUAAAUGAAUGAAUGAACAAAUGCAUUAAAGCUAAGUAAGUUUAAAAAAAUAGCUAAAAGCAGCUUUUGCAUGUAUGUUUUAGAGCAGCAUUAUCAAACUGAUAUAGUGACUAAAGUGGAAAAAAGUGAUUGAGGCAUAUGAACAUACAUUUCAAUUUCUGAGAGAGGAAGGAUGUGAUGGAAGCCACUGCAAGGGGGUAAAAACUGUUCCUGAGUCUGUUGGUUUUAGCUUUUAUUGUCCUAAACCGCUUACCAGAGGUCAGCAGGUCAGACAGGGACUGUCCAAGGUGUGUACUGUCCUUCAUUAUACCGACAGCCCUCCUCUCCAUCCUGGUGGUGUACACUGAGUUGUAGCUCUAUCCCAACAAUGGGUUGAGCUGCUCCCAGCACACUGUGCAGGUGUUUCCUCUCUGCAGCAGCGCAGCUGGUGUACCACACAGUCAUACCUGUCAUACAGGUGUCAGAUUAGUUGCUCUUGAGUUGUUUCAGCCAUUGUGGAUUUCCCCUGUUUCUGGUAGUGGCUUUUCCACAAUACCAGUUUGCUGAGUACAAUAAAUAAUCCAUGAGGGUCACUCUAGGAAAUGUUUAUGUUCACAUUCAGAGAGGUCCAUUCACUCAUUCUGUCUGUUCACACUGACAACUCAAUGGUAGAAUUAAUAGACCAUCAGACCAUCAAAUAAUGUCCUAGUGCUCCUGAUGUACAGCCAACAUCUGAAAAUAGAGCAAUUCAGAGUUCUUAACAGUUAAAUACACAGCACUGAGAACAACUUUAAUUAAUAAGAAUAGCAUGCAACACAUGUUAAAAUAAAAGCCCACAACCACUGAUUUCACUACUUUUAAAAGUAAAACUGCAAACAAAACUUCAUUUUAGGCCUUAAUAUUUCCCUGAGAACAUACAAAAUAUCACAGACACCUACCGCCACGUCUUGGUCUGCACUGGUAGUAUGACGUCACUUGGCUAGAGUGCUCCUUGUCGUUGCUGUGUCUUAACUCUGUUUCAGACUGGCAGCCAGUGUUAGGGCUACAGCUCUCACAUGCCGUAGAGACACUGCAUGGAGAAUUUUGAGA